Molecule: messenger RNA, 4807 nt
Organism: Cololabis saira (Pacific saury)
Lineage: Eukaryota; Metazoa; Chordata; Actinopteri; Beloniformes; Belonidae
Gene: rbm12bb
Product: RNA binding motif protein 12Bb
Exons: 2
Coding region: 2472-4448 (658 amino acids)
Biological process (GO): regulation of RNA splicing
Cellular component (GO): ribonucleoprotein complex; nucleoplasm
Molecular function (GO): RNA binding
Source: RefSeq, a predicted model, not a curated record
ACUAGAGCUGCAGCUGCAGGCCACGCCGACGUACACUCGUUCACCCGUGUUCUUGAUUUUGAGCGUCUGUGGUUACUAUUUGUUGUGCAGACAGGAAAGCAGGACUGAGAGGGAAGGGAAGAGGGGAAGACAUGCAGUAAAGUCUACAAGUAGGAAUCCAACUGUAAGCCUCUCUACAUGUAACCCCUUUCAACCAGUGUCUACUGGUCUAAUGUCAUAAGCUCAUUAGAAACUCAUCCCUCAGAAAUGCAAUAGGUAGAGGUAUCUGAUGGCUCUGACAGUUCAUAGACAAGUUUGGAUGCAAUAACCUCUGCUUGAGCAGAAAACGGCCCUUAACUUUUAUUUGCUUUGAUGAGCCAAGCUCGUCAGCAACACAGUUAACUAUACCAACAUCCAUAAAACACUGAUGGAAGUUGUUCUAUUUUCCAAGGAAAUGACUGCCAAGAGUGGAACACUGAAGACCCAGUACAGUAAAAGCACAGAGAUGAGUCCUGUAUGCUGCAAUAGCACCAAAAGUCUUAGCAUUUCCCACUUUGUAUACUUAAAUACAGUACUCUCAUGUAAUUUCUUAAGUUUAUAUUUUCUAAUUACACAGAUUAAUAUAUUUAUAGGUAUCCAAAGAUAAAUGUGCAUUUCUUGAGUGUCAUUUGUAUCAAAAUUUAACUGGCACAGUCUGAGCAACACAUUUUUUGUAAAUUAUAUUUACAAUUGUUGUAAUUUCUAUCCUUGUUGCUGGUUGUGAAGUUCUAUUAUCAUUAAGGUUCCUUUUUGCACCCAAGGUAAUGCUGUAUUAGUUGAAUAUGGGGACAUUUAACACACAACCAACCCUUAAAAAAAAGUAUAAUACAGUCUUUUGACUGUUGAUGUGAUUUGUGAUUUGAAAUUAAACAGCAAGUUAUAGAAUUGCAAAGUUAAUGAUAACCAUACAGUUCUUGCAGAAUGAUCCCAGUAAAUCAUGUUGCUUGUGUAAUUUAAGCUCUUUAGGGGUUAACAUGUUUUUAGUUCAUUUUAGUGGGCACAAUUUAUCAGUGAAUGACUAUUCCAAUAAGCAAUAAAGGUAAAUUACUGUUUUUGACAACGCAUUGUAUGAGGAACACCCUGAAAACCCAGUUUUGCAGGUCUCCACGAGGAGCGGAAGGAACAUUUUGGAACCCUUGAUGGAGGAUUAAGGCAAUGCGCAGUGAACCUCAAUAAUGGAAUUUUUUUUCUGUCGAAUGCCAUUUUUUCCAGUUACCCCCAGCAAAAAUGUGGCAUGCUUCAUGGAACUAUCUGUCCAAUCAGAACGGUGAAAUGGGAGGAAACUUUCCUGCAAAUUGCUCAAUAUGGAACUGAGGAAAUUGGAAUGGGUACCAUGGAAUUGGUCCAAGCAUAGAGAACAGCAAAGUACUUGCAUUUGGUUAAGAAUGCACAGGUGGCUUGUGGUGGUGACUGAAACACAGCCUUUAAAGCUGUCUGAAUCAAAGUUGUGAAUGAUGUUCUUGACAUGGGAUUUCAUUAAUUUACCCGUAAACAACUACUUGCUAUGUUAAAUUAUACAUGAGUUGGUGUUGUGUAGAUAUGCACAGAUUUCUGGUUGAUCACUGAAGUUUGAUUUUUAGAGUGUCUACAUUUUUGGAGGCAUUUGGCAGUGUACUGUUUGUACUUUUGUUUCUUAGUUUAAAGAAAGUUAUGAACUUAUUUUGAAAGAAAACUUUAAUGAUGUCGAGAAUUGUAUUCUUUUUGGUGGCAAGUCUGGUCAAAUGUGCGUGUGAGUCCAUGUUGCACAGUGAUGUCUUUGCUGCAGGUUACUCCCAGAUUUUGCUGCAUUGAAGAAGCCUUGUUUUUCAGCCAAAGAGGAAUAAGUUGGCUCUGAUCUGGUUGUCAUAAGAGGGUGUCUCAACUGCUCAAAAGAUCCACUUUGCUUUGGUCUAAGAUACUAGUGCUUAGGGUUAUGACUGUAGGUAAUGGGUAACCGAUCAGUUAAAAACAAGCAUAUGCAGAACAGAUUGUUUUGGAAUUUGAAAUGAUGCCAGCGACUUACUUGACGCUGUACUGGUUGGAUCGUACCUAAUGCGGAUGAAGCUAAAACAGCCAUCUUUGUCAACAGUGCUACAGUUUUUGCAACAUGGUGACUGUCUUUGCAAAGAAAUAUUUCUGGACUCAAUUUUUGAUGGAUCAUCAAUACUACUCCAUGGCGAAGACUCUUUGGCUUCAUCGGUGGAAUUACUCAGUGGUGGACUUUUAAAGGGAGUUUUAUUUAUUCCAACCAAUCUAAGUGCUGCAAUGUUCAUAGAUUAGUCAAGUUUACGUGUUGACUUUUCUGGAGGUGUGGUUUUUGUUGCCAUUACAUUCAACCAUUUAAAUUUAGGUGGCUUGUGUGUUUUUAAGGCGGCUUUUGUGAGUGUUAAUUUUAAUCUUGUUUCUUCUUUAUGAUGUUUACUUUCUAUCCUUAUUGAGGUUUAAGGGGGUUCUACUGGAAUGCCAGGAAACUGAUGGAGAGCUCUUUGGGCAAUAAUGUUGUUCUGUACUCUUUUGUCUACAGGUGCUGUUGUUUAUUCUUCAGCAUGGCAGUCGUCAUCCGUUUACAGGGACUGAGAGUCACUGCAGGCUCUGAGGAUAUUCGCAGGUUCUUCACUGGCCUCAAAAUCCCAGAUGGAGGGGUGCAUAUAAUUGGUGGGGAGCUAGAUGAAGCUUUCAUAAUAUUUGCUUCAGAUGAGGACGCAAGAAGAGCCAUGACACGAUCUGGUGGUGUCAUUAGAGGUUCACCUGUUAGAUUGCUACUCAGUAGCAAAGCAGAGAUGGACACGGUACUUGAAAGAACAACAGAAACUAUGGAAGCGGAUCAACAAAGGAAAAUUGAGAACGAACCAAGAUUUUCUCACAGAUCUAUGGAGCCUGAGGUGGAGUGGAGAUCCAGUGAUCGACCUGAGUCUUACGUUUCUUCCCAGGAUCAACGGAAUUUGGACACAGAAAGUUUCUUUAUUGUGUUUCUAAAUGGACUACCUUUCUCUGUGACCGAGAGGAACAUCAGGGAAUUUUUUGAUGGAUUACUCAUUGAUGAAAUCGUUCUAGUGAAAAAUCACAAAGGGGAGAACAAUGGAAAAGGAUUUGUCAAAUUUGCAACAAGGCAAGAUUGUAUCGAAAGCUUGAAGAGGGAUAAGAACUACAUUGGAUCGAGGUAUAUUGAUGUUUGCACAACUACUGUUUACGAAUGGUUUCGUGCUACUGGUAGAAUGCCAACGAUGUCCUGCACAGGUGACAACUUUGAAAGAGGCCGAUCACCUGUUCGUGGCCAGAGGAAUGUACAGCUUCAUGCAAGGUCACGAUCCCCUGUGGCUCUGGGCCAUGAUGUGCCUUCUGCUGAGAAUUAUUGUGUGAUGUUGGACAAUCUGUCCUAUUCAGUGGUAAAGGAGGAUAUAAAAGAGCUGUUCCACAAUGCCAGGCUCAAGCUUGAUCAGAUCUAUCCCUUAACUGAAAUUGGUGGGAACAAAACUAGAUCGGCAUUUGUGCUGUUCAAAAAUCUGCAGGAUUAUCAUGAUGCUUUAGGACAUGACCAAAGAGAGCAUUUUGGUCGAGUUCUUCAAGUCAGUUCUAUAUCAAGAGAGAAUAUGAUUUCUUUUCUCGAAUCUCGGAGGGUUGAUGUCAGACAUCCUGGGGACCCUGAAAGGGGUCAGGAGAGAUCUCCAUCUUACCCCAGGGAUUUUUAUGACUCUGAGAAAGUUUGUGUGUUUGUGAGGAAUCUUCCAUUUGAUGUACGAAAAGUUGAGAUAAUUGACUUUUUCCAAGGGUUUAAUGUCUCUGAGGACAAGGUGUGGGUGCUGCAUGACCACAAAGGUUCUGGGAUUGGACAGACUUUAGUUCUCUUUGGAUCUGAAGCAGAAGCUGUGAGGGCACUUUCACUCAAUGGACGACGGUUUCUUGGGUCAGAGGUCACAAUGAAGUGUAUUUCACGCUCUCAGAUGAACCAGUUGACUGCUGAUCUUCCAUUGGUACAAGAAUCAUUACCAAAAAAGGAAAGUUACUCGGACAGGCGCAGCAGGAGCAUAGAGGUAUCCUAUCGCCCUGGUGACACUUUGUACCCUGAUUUAAGGAAUCCCAAGGAUGGUAAUAGUCCUCUGGCUAAUGUGCAGGGCCACAUCCAUGGAAGUGGUAAUUACGAGCCUCAUUCUCCUCAAUACAGGGGUAGUGAAGUCCAUGGCAAAUUUGGAUCCUCCAUGCAGGAUUUUGAUGAUCCCACCUGUGUGCAGCUGAUGAACUUGCCUUUCCUAAUCAGAAAUGAAGAAAUCUAUGAUUUCUGUUACGGAUACCGUGUCAUACCUGGAUCUGUCAAAGUUCAGUGUGACCAGACUGGGAAACGUAACGGCUGUGCCACUUUGGAAUUCGAGUCUCGCCAGGAGGCAUUGACUGCGAUUCGGGAACUGAGUGGAAGACCAAUUGGUCCAAGAAGAAUACAGCUUAUGCUUGCGUAAAGUUAGGCUGUGUUUCAUGAAUUUUCCUUGCCUCUUUAGUGUGCAAAUGUGCACUUUGUUGAUUGAUGCCAAUAUGAUAUAAAAUUAGCAAUGGUUUUUGUUUCUGUAGCUGGGGACUGGAGUUGGAUCUUAUUUUGCAUGCGUCUUGUCAUUUGAUUUUUUUGUUUUUCUUGUGAAGUAUUUUUACUUUUUUAAAGAGCCAUUUUCUUUUCUUCAUUUUUAUAAUUCUACAUUGUCGUAGUCUCAAGUUUAAUUUUUGUAUGGAAAACUUAAUUUGGUAUUAUUCAUGAAAGGACAUUCAAAGACUUCACCUUGCAAAGCACUGUUUAAACUGUACAUUAAAUUUCACUUUGCUGUUA